AUGAUGGCAGAUAGAAGCAGUGGUGAGUCGUACAAAUUUUCGCUCAAACAGUCAAGCUUGCUCCGCAAGUUUUCCAGCUCAAAAAGUGUCAAUUAUGAAGAAAAAAAGAAGCCUACUAAACCUAUCUUCUUAAUAGCAGGAUUCAUUUUAGUACUGAUAUUCCCCAUCUCAGGUUGUAUGACUUACUGUAUCAUGAAAAAUAAGGACAAUGAACCCGAAGUGUAUAGAUGGGCCUUUAGGGCUUUGGCUAUGGGUUCAGCUUUAAGUGUAAUUUAUGCCUAUAUUAUUUGUUCGGUUUACUAUAAUAUAAAAGCUUAUUCCUUUGAGGGGGACAAAUUAGGGUUUAGUUUUAUGUAA
Messenger RNA from Babesia microti strain RI, 357 nucleotides. RefSeq names its product conserved Plasmodium protein, unknown function. The transcript has 4 exons. The record is from RefSeq and is a predicted model, not a curated record. NCBI's taxonomy places the organism in Eukaryota, Apicomplexa, Aconoidasida, Piroplasmida, Babesiidae. The coding region runs from base 1 to 357 and encodes 118 amino acids.